AUGCUUCCGGCCAAGCGUCAGAAAACGGUCCGCGAUUCUGGCGCGUUCAUAGACCACUCCGACAGCGACAGCUCAGACUCAGCGUUUGAAUCCGUGCGGCGGCACAAGAGCGACAAGAGCAAAAAUAAGAAAAGCAAUGACGACGAUGGUAAAAACACGACUUCGCCGAAUGAAGCCGCUGCUCCAGCACCACACGACUACAUCUGCAUCCAUCGCCCUUAUUUCGACGUAGAAGGCGCAGAGUGGCUUGCUUCGUCGUAUCUCGACAAGGAGGAAGUCUUCAACAAGUGCUACAAGCCCAUCUUUGAACAGGAAGUCAAGGAUGGCAUCUACAAGGCGCCUCCCAGCGAGCACAAGGACCACAAAUGGGUCAUGAUGUGGGAUGCGUGGCUAAAGACGGAUCUGCUGAGAAGGAAAUCAAGCUAUUGCGACCCAAACGCAUUUGGCAUGAAUCUAUACAAUGACUGGCGGGGAUGGGGGAUGCAUGAGAUUUCAGAGAACAUGAUGAAGGAAUUCGAUAAAGCCUUCCGAUCGAAAGAUGUCAACCGCAUCGAGAGGAUGUGGGUAGUCGUCAGUGCAGUGGGCUUGUGGAUCAACGAAGAAGAUCACCUUGAUGCCAUUAUGCAAUGCGAGGAUGGCGAAACAACAUUCGAGAUCUUCGCCUUGCUUGGCUGUUCCCUCCUCACCGCACUUGCAGCCAUCGAGGCAGCGGACGAACUCAAGCCAGAUUCUCGCUUUCUCGACCUGGCCCUUGUCAUCGCGUACUACCUCGAACUAUCGCACGAUAUCUUUGCUUACGGCAUCGAAGAUGAAUGUACUGCAUGGCGCAAGGAUGCUGUAGAGUACUUCAAAAAGGGCAAUCUGAACCCGGACAAAGGCAUAUUCGCUACCAAGAUGCGCAUCGAGAAACCAGAGGAAGUAGGCGCGUCCGAGGAAGAGACUGACGAGGAAGACGAGAAUGCCACAACAGUUCAGACGACUCCCGCCAAAGGUACCGCAGAGAACCCCGUAACCAUCGACGACGAGGUUGCGAACAAGGAAAACAAGAAACCCGAGGCAGCCCCCAAUACGUGUGUCUCUCCACCCCUCACACCAAAAGUUAAGAGAAAGAGAGAUGCGAGUAGCAUGGAGAACAAGGGUACCGAUCCCUGGAAGUGGGCGCAGAAGUUUGCGGCUUAUAAGAAGAAACAUCAUCCCAAGCUGGGUGGUGAGCAUUACGACAUUACCAAGAUGAGCAGCAUAGAUCGGGAGGCUGUGGCAUUCGACGGAACGGACCCGCUCGCCAACAUUCCCAGAAAGGCUUUGAGGGAGAAUCUGUUGGAUAUAGCUUGA
Pyrenophora tritici-repentis Pt-1C-BFP is the source of this 1332-nucleotide messenger RNA. RefSeq lists its product as uncharacterized. NCBI's taxonomy places the organism in Eukaryota, Fungi, Ascomycota, Dothideomycetes, Pleosporales, Pleosporaceae. The record is from RefSeq and is a predicted model, not a curated record.